Molecule: messenger RNA, 2284 nt
Organism: Drosophila gunungcola (fruit fly)
Lineage: Eukaryota; Metazoa; Arthropoda; Insecta; Diptera; Drosophilidae
Product: beta-alanine transporter
Exons: 4
Coding region: 187-2268 (693 amino acids)
Biological process (GO): transmembrane transport
Cellular component (GO): membrane
Molecular function (GO): transmembrane transporter activity
Source: RefSeq, a predicted model, not a curated record
UCAACUAACCGUAUAAAUAUAAGUCAUUGUUUAUUUAACAAAUUUGUAUUUAAUUAAAAUUUUUGUAAUUUUUUUGUAAUGUUUUGCUAUUCACUAAACUGAGUUGAUGUCUUUUGGAUGUAAUUAGACAAUUUGUAUUUUGUUUUGUAUCAUGAAGACAAGACUAACAAGUCAUAUUUUUUCAAUAUGGCAAAUGAAGAAACUCGAAAUGGAUCAAUUGACAAAGGCGAUAAGUCUAAGAAAAAGGAAAAGGGGGAACAGGCUCAGCUGAAGAAGUCAACUUUUUAUGAAAAGCCGGAGAUGGUGGACAUAGGAGUGCAGGCGGGGGAUUCCGUGGAUGAAAUAAAAGUGAGGUAUAAGGAACCGAAUAGGGGUAAUAGCUCCAAUGACUCUUUGCGGAGAAGUUCGACAACGACUACGUCAUUACCGCGACGAUCAUGGGAGACGGAGGAUUACAUAGAUUUCGAUGACCUCCUGCCGAUGAUCGGCGAGUUCAGUCACUUCCAGGUGAUGCUGCUCCUGUUCAUGAUCCCCUUCUGCUUCAUCACCGCCUUUGUGUACCUGGGCCAGAUAUUCAUGUCCCUCACGCCCCCCAAGUACUACUGCUAUGUGCCGGAACUGACGUUGAUGAAUAAUGUGGAGCUGCGCAAGCAGUUGUCCAUUCCGCGGGAGAAAGAUGGAUCCUACAGUUGCUGUCGCAUGUAUGACACCAACUACACCAAGAUCCACUUUGCGCCGAACCCAAGUGCCUAUAUCAACACUUCUUUGCCCACGAUGCCCUGCAAGCGGGGCUAUGUCUUCGAGCCGGAUGAAAAGCCCUACAUCUCGGCCACCAUGGAGUUCGGCUGGCUGUGCGACGACGACAAGUACGCCACCUAUGCCCAGAUCAUCUUCUUCGUGGGCUCUAUUCUGGGCGCUCUGGGAUAUGGCUAUUUCGCGGAUCACUGCGGAAGGUUGGCGGCGCUGGUCAGCAGCUGCUUUGUCGCCUUGGUGGGCAGCUUUGCCACCUCGAUGUCCUACGACUUUUCCAGCUUUGCUCUGUCGCGGUUCAUUGUCGGGACCUCUUAUGAUACCUGCUUUACGAUGGUUUAUAUUUUGGUUCUGGAAUAUGUGGGCCCCAAGUACCGCACCCUGGUGGCAAAUUUAUCGCUGGCCCUGUUCUACUGCCCCUGCACGAUGCUGAUGCCCUGGAUCGCCUUGUCGGCGGGAAAUUGGCGGAGGUUCUCGGCAUACACGUCGCUGCCCAUUGUGCUGGCCAUGUUCUCCUUUUGCUUAAUCCCCGAAUCUGCGCGCUGGCUGGUGUCGGUGGGUGACAUCGAAGGGGCCAUGGAGAUAUUGAAACGUGUGAUGCGGAUGAAUAAGAAGAAUGUGGCCCCGCAAAUACUGGAACUCUUUGAGUCGAGUUGCACACAGUUCUAUAAGGAGGAGCUCCACGGACGCGAUUUCAACGUGUUCUCGAUCUUCAAGCGACGACGGUUGGCCCGUUACAUGGUCCUGCUGAUCAUCAUCUGGAUGGCCAUGUCUCUGGUCUACGACGGACAUGUUCGGGCGGCCAGUGUCCUGGACUCGCAGAAUAUCUUUGUGUUCUUCACUAUCGCCUGUGCCACGGAGUUGCCGGGUAGUAUCCUGGUGAUCUUUACGCUGGAUCGCUGUGGACGACGCUGGUGCUCCUUUGCCUUCACCUCGUUGAGUGGAGUAUUCAGCCUGGUGGGAGCUGGGCUAGCGAAUCGAACGCUUAUGAGGAUAUCAGCGCUAGCCGGGCGAUUCUUUGCGAAUAUGUGCUAUAAUAUUGGACUGCAGUGGGCGGCGGAGAUACUACCCACUGUGGUUAGGGCCCAGGGAGUGGCCCUCAUCCACACGAUGGGCUUUGUGGCGAUGCUGUUGUCCCCACCAGUGGUGUACCUCUCCCAUGUGUCCUUUCCGCUCAUGCUCUUGGUUCUGGGCGUCCUGGGACUCUUGGGCGGACUGCUGGCCCUCUUUCUGCCAGAAACGCUGAACCACGAGCUACCGCAAACCCUUAGCGAUGGAGCUGAAUUUGGGAGGAACCAAAGGCUUUGGCAUGUGCCAUGCUGUGGCCCGGGAGCAAGGAAAUCCCACCCCAGACACUGGCGCCGGGGCUCCAGCCUAAGGACCUUGUCGCGAGAAGAGUUCCGAUCCAGCAGAAUGUUCCGAAAGACAGAUUAUGUGCACCGGGAGAAGAGCCAGCCCUCCAGCGAAAACCAGAAAGUCGACGAGAAAGUAAUCCGAACCUAUAAAUAUAAUGGCUAGAUUUGGUGUAAGGAAA